Messenger RNA from Eurypyga helias (sunbittern), 764 nucleotides. It is a transcript of the gene POP4, whose product is annotated as processing of precursor 4, ribonuclease P/MRP subunit (S. cerevisiae). The record is from RefSeq and is a predicted model, not a curated record. Lineage: Eukaryota; Metazoa; Chordata; Aves; Eurypygiformes; Eurypygidae. Bases 55 to 603 code for a protein of 182 amino acids. Gene Ontology annotation, molecular function: ribonuclease P RNA binding. Gene Ontology annotation, cellular component: ribonuclease MRP complex; ribonuclease P complex. Gene Ontology annotation, biological process: tRNA 5'-leader removal; rRNA processing. The transcript has 5 exons.
CCGCAGGGGCCGGCAGAGGCCAGAGCGUUUGUCAAUGCCUUCCUGAAGAGCAGCAUGCCGAAAAAGAAAGAUGAAGCCAUCCAGGAUGUCCUGACUCGGAAAGCUGUGGUUCUCGAGCAUUAUCCCAAAAAAAAGGCGAAGCAAAAGAGGAAGAAAACAAAAGGUUUUACUGCCAAGCAAAGGCGAGAAAUGCGCCUUUUUGAAAUUGAGCCCGAACAGCAAAGAUACGCAAUCUUUCUCCCACUACAUGAACUCUGGAAACAGUAUAUCCGAGACCUCUGCCAUGGACUUAAACCGGAUACGCAACCCCAUAUGGUUCAGGGCAAGCUGCUGAAAGCUGACCUCCAUGGAGCCGUUGUUACAGUCACAAAGUCAAAGUGCCCCUCUUACGUUGGGAUAACAGGAAUCAUUCUACAGGAAUUUAAACAUGUCUUCAAGAUUAUCACUACAGAGGACAAAUUAAAAGUUGUUCCCAAAGUUAACAACGUAUUUAGCCUGGAGAUCGAUGGGUUCAUUUCCUACAUCUAUGGAAGCAAGUUCCAGCUCAGAGCAAGUGAGCGAUCUGCAAAAAAGUUCAAGUUGAAAGGAACUAUUGACCUAUGAUUUCAUGGAAAAUCAGAAGUAUCAGUAGAAUGUCUGCUGGUUCCUGCAGUUCAAAGACCAGGCUUUCUGGCAGAUGGAAGAUGGAAUGGCUACGUAAAAUAUUUCUGAAGUACUUCUUCUUACUGAAGAAUGACGAGUAGCUGUUGCUAAAGCAGCCCCAC